AUGACACCAUCCCCAGCAACUAGCCAGGCUCUUGAGCCUCGUCACCCCAAACCUUCCCAAACAGUAUCCGUCAACAUCUCCGAGGGGACCCAGAACCGCUCCCGCCGCUUCCAGCUCGAGGUGAGCGAGUGUGUCGAGACUAAGACUGUUACGACCACUACUCGUCUCACGCGAAAGUUCCCUCAGGUCUUCGUUCGUGACCCUGUACCUCUGGAGAAUCUAGACACAAAAGAGUAUCCUCUCGCCAUGAAGCCUACUCCCCCAGAACUGAUUAGGUUCUCGUAUAAUAUGCCAGGUGCCAUUGAAACUGACGAUGAAGUUGAAGAUGAACCCAUAGAUAACCAGACCAUGCUGACAUCUACACAGUUAUCCUGCAAUGCUCGUUCUACCCCCACUCAGCUUAAAUCCGAGUCCCCUCAAGAAUCCAACCUUGUCCGGAUGCCCAAGCAUCGAUCACAAUCCCCUUCAGAAGGAUAUCCUCGCCGUUCCCGCGCUUCUAGAGCUACCACCACAGAUUCCCCCGAAUCUUCAGCACCAACUUCGAAUCCUCGGCGACCUGGCCGUUCUAUUCCCCUGAACGCCGUAUCGGAUAAACUUCGUCGCUCCAUCGCCCAUAAUUCGAAUCGACAAGGAGAGAGGUCAUCCAGACCUUCUGGGGGCUUCCUUGCUACUCCUGAUACUUCGGAGGUCGUUGGUGCGGCUGAGAGAUCAGCUCGCCGACGCUCGUCACACCAUGAACGAAAUCAAUCACCCGAAGCAUCUUCCUCGGCUGUCAGCCCUCAAUACGAAGCCACUAGCCCUGUAGAGAGUGAUUCACAUACUGUCUUUAGCAGCAAUGUCGCUACUCCACCAAUUACUGAUGCUGACGCAGAACCAUUCGCUGAUGCUGAUGGAUCUUUACAACAACCCAUCCGUCCCUUUAACCCCCGUCCCAGUAUCGAUGUCGUUGCCGCACAAGAUGCUAGUCUUCCUAGUCCCAGACUGUCGCCUACCUUGGCAGCCGCUCAGCUACAUACUGCCGAUGACGAAGAUGAGACACAGCCUAGCUUCCAAAGCUCGAACCUUGAUCCCUCAAGAUGGCUUGAUGAAUCACAGCCAAUGGAAGAUGAUUCCAUGACUGCUCUCGUUCGCUCUGGCCAUUCCCAAGAUGAUUACGCCCUUGCUCGCACCGAUGGUGCUUCCCAAGGUGUGGAUUCCCUACAAGUCGUCGACACACAAACACUCCUCGAGGCAUUCGACUCCAUGAAAACUGAAAUGAAGACAUUCAUGAUGUACCAGUUCCUUCGCCGGUGUCCUCGUCCUACCCUCCGCGUUGUGGCCAACGCUGUGAACCCAGCUCUAAAAUGCGAUUUUCUCCGACAGUUACCCCUGGAACUUGGAUAUUCUGUUUUGUCUCAUCUCGAUCAUCGAGACCUUUGUCGAGCUGCACAAGUCUCAAAGCACUGGCGAAACAUUGUUGAUCGUAAUGAAACAGGGUGGAAGGAACUGUUUGACCGAGAUGGCUACACCCUCCCACCUGGUGAACUCCAGAAGGCUAUCAUUCAAGGUUGGGGCUGGCAAGAUCCUGUUGGUGCAAGUGGAUACGAAAAGGAUUUGAGCAUGCGAACCCGGUUGACUUCAACUGAGCAUGAGCUUACCCGGACUCUUCGACAAGAGACAGCCUCCAAGUCUCGGGCUUCCAAGCGCAAGCGGGCGAUCAACACUUAUUCGGCCGAGCGAUCUAAGCGACGUGCCAGUGCACAGGAAGCCGUGGCUCGUGAAGAGAACAAGUCGCAGCCCGAGGCUCGUCAACACAAGUCGGAAGGACCACUGUCUGCCGCGAAUGCUGCUGCUACAGCUGUCCCUGAUCCCCAGCUUGGACUGCCUAGUCUUCGCGAGCUACAUCUAUAUAAGUCGCUUUACCGCCGUCAUCAUAUGAUCCGUAAGAGUUGGACCAGCGGCGAGGUCAAGCCUGGCCACGUCGCGUUUGCAGCUCAUCCUCGUCACGUUAUUACGUGUCUCCAGUUUGACGAAGACAAGAUCAUUACAGGUAGCGACGAUACGCUCAUCCACAUCUACGAUACCAAGACAGGCAAACUCCGCAAGAAGCUUGAAGGUCAUGAAGGUGGUGUCUGGGCACUACAGUAUGAAGGCAACAUGCUGGUGUCUGGCUCUACUGACAGAUCUGUUCGCGUCUGGGAUAUCGAACGUGGCCUUUGCCAGCAGGUAUUCUACGGACACACUAGUACUGUCCGUUGCCUGCAAAUCCUGAUGCCCACCGAGACUGGGAGAGAUUCCAGUGGACAGGCCAUCAUGCAGCCCGAGAAGCCUCUCAUCAUCACCGGCUCCAGGGACAGUCAGCUCAGGGUCUGGCGACUUCCCGAGGUUGGGUCUCGCCGAUAUAUCCAGACCGGCCCCCCAGCUCAUGAAUCCGACUGCCCUUACUUCAUUCGAGUGUUGGCCGGACACACGCAUUCUGUUCGCGCCAUUUCCGCUCAUGGUGACACCCUCGUCAGUGGAUCCUAUGACAGCACUGUUCGAGUUUGGCGUAUCAGCACCGGUGAGGCUCUCCAUGUGCUCCACGGUCACUCUCAAAAGGUUUACUCUGUCGUCCUCGACCACGAACGCAAUCGUUGUAUCUCAGGCUCGAUGGAUUCGCUGGUCAAGAUCUGGGAUCUUGCCACUGGCGCAUGUCUGUACACUCUCGAGGGACAUAGUUUGCUCGUCGGUUUGUUGGACCUCCGCGAUGAGCGACUGGUGUCGGCGGCGGCUGACUCGACUCUUCGUAUCUGGGAUCCAGAAAAUGGCAAAUGCCGCAAUACGCUCAUGGCGCAUACUGGGGCUAUUACCUGUUUCCAGCACGAUGGCCGGAAAGUUAUUAGUGGCAGUGAGAAGACGGUCAAGAUGUGGGAUGUCCGAACUGGCGAAUGCGUUCAGGACUUGUUGAGCGAUCUCAGUGGUGUUUGGCAAGUCAAAUUUGACGAACGACGAUGCGUGGCUGCUGUCCAGCGCGAUUCACUCACCUACGUCGAGAUUCUUGACUUUGGAGCUGUCCGAGACGGCAAGCCACCAGAGGAACUUGGCAAGCGUAUCCUUCUCAACGAGCCCGAGGUUCGAGCAAUGAUUGAGGAAGAAGCUUAA
Messenger RNA from Fusarium tjaetaba, 3120 nucleotides. Its product is annotated as f-box and WD-40 domain protein. Gene Ontology annotation, cellular component: cytoplasm; nucleus. The coding region runs from base 1 to 3120 and encodes 1039 amino acids. The record is from RefSeq and is a predicted model, not a curated record. The transcript has 3 exons. Lineage: Eukaryota; Fungi; Ascomycota; Sordariomycetes; Hypocreales; Nectriaceae. Gene Ontology annotation, biological process: proteasome-mediated ubiquitin-dependent protein catabolic process; ubiquitin recycling. Gene Ontology annotation, molecular function: ubiquitin binding.